UGUAAUUACUCAUACGAUGAAUACAAUCUAAAAAGUAAAUUAAGCAGACCAGGAGAGCCGUGAUUCCUUUUACAACAAAUAAUAAUAAUAAUAGUAAUUUAUGUUAAUAAAUAAAUAAAUAUUUUUUAUUUAUCUAAAAUUAUUAAGGUCAAUGCUAUUGGCACUUUAGUCUAGCACGGCUUAUCAUGUUGAUUUGUGCGGGCACGGGUGUUGUGUAUGUAUAGUAAGUAUAUAAGUGCUCUAAUAGCUAGGACCAAUUAUUAAAGAAUCAAUCUAUAGCAUAUCGAUUGAGGUAAAUAGCAAUGUUACAAGGAUAUAGAUAAAUAUAGCUUAACUUAACAAAAAUGAAACUAACAACUUGAAGUAAUGAUAAAUACACCGUGAACAUUACCCGGUCUUCGGAUAAAAAAUAUCACCAGCCAAUAAGUUGUUUUUGAGAUUAUAGAGAUUACAUUUAGAUAUUAAAUGAAGUGGGGAUAAAAUUAUUAUUAUUUUUAUUAAAUAAGCAUAGCAGAGGGGGAGACUUACAGAGAGAAGGAGUCAAAUCAUAUGUUUGAGUUAUCGGCAAAGAAAGGUUAUUGUUAUUCAAUUAAAUUAAUAAUUAAAUAAAUCCGUUUUAAAUGGCAUUUUUGGGAAAAGUUGUAUUAAUAACUGGAGCAAGCUCUGGAAUUGGAGCUGCUACAGCAAUUCAUUUAUCAAAUUUAGGUGCUUCGUUAUCUUUAACUGGUCGUAAUUUAGAUAAUUUGCAAAAUGUUGCUGAUAAAUGUGAUAAGGAGCGUAAACCAUUUCUUAUUACUGGUGAAUUGACAAAUGAAGAUGACACAAAAAAUAUUCUUGAGUCUACAAUAAAGCAUUUUGGUAAAUUGGAUGUUUUAAUAAAUAAUGCUGGAACAAUUGAACGUGGAAGCAUUGAAAAUACUAGCUUGGAUCAGUAUGAUAGAAUAUUCAACUUAAAUGUCCGUUCAAUGUAUCAUUUGUCAAUGCUCGCAGUCCCACACUUGAUAAAAACAAAAGGUAAUAUCGUUAAUGUAUCAAGUGUAAAUGGGUUAAGAUCAUUUCCUGGUGUAUUGUCAUACUGCAUGAGUAAAUCAGCUGUUGAUCAAUUUACACGAUGCACUGCCAUUGAAUUAGCAUCGAAACAAGUACGGGUAAAUGCAGUAAAUCCAGGAGUAAUAGUAACAAAUCUACAUGAACGUAGUGGUAUGUCACCAGAGGAACUGAAAGCAUUUUUUGAACGAAGUAAAACAACUCAUGCACUUGGACGUCCAGGCCAAGUUGAUGAAGUUGCCAAGACAAUUGGAUUUUUAGCAAGCGAUGAUGCUUCAUUCAUAACUGGCGCAACACUUCCAGUUGAUGGUGGAAGACACGCUCUUUGUCCUCGUUAAUUUUUGAUUACUUACAACAAACAUCAAUAUUUUUUUACUUUUCAAUCGAAAGCAGAAUCAUCAUCAAAGGAUUCAAUUGUACUGGAUCAUUAAUAUUAUCAGUUAUUUUUUAUAAUUAUAUACAUACUAAAUGUACAAGGAAAAAUAUGUAUGGGAACAAUUUAUUAAAAUAUGAUUACCUAU
Microplitis demolitor is the source of this 1568-nucleotide messenger RNA. RefSeq names its product 3-oxoacyl-[acyl-carrier-protein] reductase FabG. The coding region runs from base 621 to 1385 and encodes 254 amino acids. Gene Ontology annotation, molecular function: oxidoreductase activity. Lineage: Eukaryota; Metazoa; Arthropoda; Insecta; Hymenoptera; Braconidae. The transcript has 4 exons. The record is from RefSeq and is a predicted model, not a curated record.